This is a messenger RNA of Epinephelus moara (kelp grouper), 1654 nucleotides long. RefSeq names its product iroquois homeobox 4b (gene irx4b). NCBI's taxonomy places the organism in Eukaryota, Metazoa, Chordata, Actinopteri, Perciformes, Serranidae. Gene Ontology annotation, molecular function: DNA-binding transcription factor activity, RNA polymerase II-specific; RNA polymerase II cis-regulatory region sequence-specific DNA binding. The coding region runs from base 304 to 1539 and encodes 411 amino acids. The record is from RefSeq and is a predicted model, not a curated record. The transcript has 6 exons. Gene Ontology annotation, biological process: regulation of transcription by RNA polymerase II; neuron differentiation; cell development. Gene Ontology annotation, cellular component: nucleus.
UGGUUUGAUCACACACACACACGCACACACACUCGCCUUGGAUUGUAAAGUAGCAGGGAAGCUGUAGGAGCUGCAGCAGCCUGGUGGAUGAAGCAGAGAGGAAGCCAAGAAGUUACUUUUAGAGAUUGUUAAUCGCGGUGCGUAAAAUGAAAGUGGUGCGUAAAUGUCUGCGCGGUAGAUGAUAUCCACAUUUUAAAAAGUUGACCGGCAAACUAGCUGUAAACUAAAGUCACAGGCUGAAGUCCACCCUCGGCACGGAUGCUGUUGGAUGUCUGCGCUCCUGCUUCUGAUCUUAUUUGAGUCAUGGCUUACUCUCAGCUGGGAUACUCCUACUCCACCACUCCGCAGUUUCUGAUGACCUCCAGCUCUCUGGCCGGCUGUCUGGAGCCGGGAACGCCUCCGUCACACCCGGUGCUGCGCUCCCCGGCCCACCAGCUCACCUCUGGCACCGGCAUCGGAGUCUACAGCGGAACUUAUCCAAAGAGCCAAGGAUACUAUAACACCUGCACCAGCGACGCCACCGCUCUCUACUCCAGAGGGCCACUUGAUCCCAAAGACGGAGCUGCCUCUGUGGGGACAUCUCAGACUCCUGCCUACUAUCCCUAUGAAUAUACAUUUGGACAAUAUCCAUAUGACAGAUAUGGGUAUUCCUGCUCUGACGGAGCUUCCCGUCGUAAAAAUGCCACCCGAGAGACCACCAGCACCCUGAAGGCUUGGCUGCAGGAGCACCAGAAGAACCCGUACCCCACAAAGGGAGAGAAGAUAAUGCUCGCCAUCAUCACCAGGAUGACUCUUACACAGGUGUCUACAUGGUUUGCCAAUGCACGCAGGAGGCUGAAGAAGGAGAACAAGGUGACGUGGUCACCGCGGGCUUGUAAAAGCUCUGACGACCGGGGCUGUGACGAUGACAGCGACGAAGCUGAGAAGCCGCUUAAAAAUGAGAAAGACCUUCCUGAUCAACAGUGUGCAGACCUGCAGAGUGACCUUGAGGACUUCGACCUGCUGGAGUCAGACGCUUCUGACUGUGAACCCAAGCCACAGUUUCUACCUGAGGACAGUGACGCAAACUCAAACACAGACCGCCCACGUGGGCAUCUCACACACAACCUAGACGCACUGCACGGGAAAGAGAGAUUGUCUCCAGACUGCCCCAAACUCACGCCGGUCCAACAGCAAAACAGCCCCUUCUAUUCCAACCCAGACCCUCGAAGUACACACACCAAGCCCAAAAUCUGGUCCAUCGCUCACACUGCUGUGUCUCUGGACGGCAGCUUGCAGCCAGAGUACCCUCCCUGCAUGCUGUCAUCAGCUGGGUCCUCCUCUCCUGGGUAUCCAUCAAAUAUGGCGCUAACCAAGGCAGACAGGGAACAGGAGUCACCGGUCGCCACGCUCAGAGAAUGGGUGGACGGAGUUUUCCACGGUCCUCCUUUCCAACAGCCCAAACCAGCUGAGGCGUGGAAAGGCUUAAAUGAUGGCGUGAUAGACAGCAGAACACCCGGACAGUCCUUUGAACUUGUUAGGUCGACGUCGUCUUUGUAGUCCACCCAACGCACCGUCAACGGAAUAUUUCAAAGACUGAUGGACUUGAAACAGAAAGUCUAUAUUUUGUUGUUGUGACUUGACCAAUUGACCGUUGACUAAACGCCAUUCCCCU